Molecule: messenger RNA, 1320 nt
Organism: Lepidothrix coronata (blue-crowned manakin)
Lineage: Eukaryota; Metazoa; Chordata; Aves; Passeriformes; Pipridae
Gene: LIMA1
Product: LIM domain and actin binding 1
Exons: 9
Coding region: 16-1320 (434 amino acids)
Biological process (GO): actin filament bundle assembly
Cellular component (GO): plasma membrane; actin cytoskeleton
Molecular function (GO): actin filament binding
Source: RefSeq, a predicted model, not a curated record
AUCUGGGGAGACAAGAUGGAGCCUUCCCCGUUCAGCAGAAGACAAUGGGCCUCCCAGUCUUUGAAAAUCACUGCCAAGGAGCUUUCCCUGGUCAACAGGAACAAGUCCUCGGCCCUGGCUGAGAGGUUCUCCAAGUAUCAGAAAGCUGCUGAAGAAGCCACUGCUGAGAAGAAAAGAAGUAACGCGGAAAACCUGCCCCCUCACUUCACCAGGGGCAAUCUGAGCGUGCUGAAGAAGAAGUGGGAGAAGCCGGCGCUGGGAGCCGAGUCCGGGAGGGAAUCGCUGCGGGGCGGCCGCGCUGAGCUUCGGCACAAGGUCGGGACCGGCCGCGCUCCUUCCCCAUCCCCGGGGGCUGGAGCUGCCCCCGCCGACGGCUCGAAGGCCAGAACCCGCUCCCCGGAGGGUGCCAACAUGGAAAACUGCGUGAGAGAGCCCAGGGAGGGGGAAAAGCCCGAGGCCGGCGAGGGCGCGGAGCCCCCGGGCAGGAUCGAGAAGUACAACGUGCCCCUGAGCAAGCUCAAGAUGAUGUUCGAGAAGGGCGAGCCCCCCCAGCCCAAGGUGCCCAGGGAGCCCAGGAGGACGGCGCUGGGCAGGAGGGUCUCGGAGAACAGCGUCUCCUCGGAGGACUGCGACGCCGGAGCAGUGACUGUCCCAGUGAUUGUCCCAGUGAUUGUCCCAGUGACUGUGACUGUCCCAGUGACUGUCCCAGUGACUGUCCCAGUGAUUGUCCCAGUGAUUGUCCCAGUCAAACCCAGCAAGUCCCUCCCUGAGCCCCCGGGGUCUGUCCCUGCCUCAGCCUGGGGGGGUUUGCUGGGCUUGUCCAGGUCCCAGAAGGCCAGGGGGGCUCAUUGUCUCCUUCUCUUGCAGGUUUCUGCGGGGGAGAGCAGCUCGGCUGUGCCCUCUGCUCUGCUGGAGGAUGGUCACGCUGGACAGAACUCGGAGAGCGAGGCAGAAGCUCAGAAACCUGUUGGCACAAAGCAGCAGAACGUGGGUGCCCGAGCAGCUGCCCAGGCUGAGGCCUCCCCACCCAAAGCCGUGAAGAAAUUCCAGUUGCCAAUGAAGGAGACCUGUGUUGGGUGUCAGAAGACCGUGUACCCCAUGGAAAGGCUCUUUGCCAACCAGCAGGUGUUUCACAUCAGCUGCUUCCGCUGCUCCUACUGCAACAGCAAGCUCAGGUACCCGCCCUGCUCCCCUCGGGAGGGUGUUUUCCUCUGCUCAGGCUCAGCUGAGCUGGAGGCCGCACUGCAGCCGUCCCAGGAGUGGUUACACAGGCCUGCUCCUGCCAGGGAUUCCCUUCAGGUCCUGGAAGGCCACAAUUAG